GUUUGUGGAAGUGGGUAAUAUAAAAGUGGCUUGAGGAGAGGGAGAAGCGGCUAAGGAGAGAGAGAGAAGAAGAAGAAGAGGAGGAAGAUGGGUUGCGCUGCUUCCCCAACAGUAUCAGUGUGCGCAUCGCUCUCUUCGCAGUUGCCCCAAAUGCCACCGUCUCGCACGCCCAAUACCAAUACCAAUUCCCUUUCAUUUUCAUCCCUUUCUUCCUUUCCCACUUUAACUCGCUCCUCCACAUACCCUCUUAAUUCCUCACUCUCCCAUGGGUCUUCUUUCAUUCGAGCUGCCUGGACCCGAAGAUCUCGAGGUGAAGCUGCAAAGAAACCUAACAGGAAAUCGUGGAAGCAGAGGACAGAUAUGUACAUGAGACCAUUCUUGUUAAAUGUUUUCUUCUCAAAAAGAUUUGUUCAUGUAAAAGUGGUGCACCGAGGAACGAGCAAAGUGAUAUGUGUUGCUACAACAAACGCCAAGGAUCUUCGAACCUCUCUUCCCUCCUUGAUAGAUCAAAAUGCUUGUAGAGUGGUUGGAAGGCUUAUUGCUGAGCGGUCAAAGGAAGCUGAUGUGUAUGCAAUGGCAUAUGAACCGAGAAAGGAUGAGAGGAUUGAAGGUAGGCUGGGGAUCGUUCUUGAUACUAUUAAAGAAAACGGGAUUAUUUUUGUUUGAACUCGUUCCCUAUCCACUUGCCCUGUUUUGGAUGUAGCCUUCUUCUAUGGGUUGUUGGUUUACAAAUUCUAUUUUAUUUUUUAUGAACUAGAAUCUUGUGGUUUUAUAGAGUUCGUUUUGAAAUUGAGAAAUGCUUUUCUCUCGUCAUGUGGGUGAGAAGGAUAAAAGGGAGAGGGGAUAAAAAAAGAGAUGCAAGAGAAAGAGAAUAUGAAAAAACAUCAAAACCCAAGAACAUUAUCGUUGCACGUUUGGAUUUUCUCAAAUGUUUUUAAUGUUGUUUUCAAAUUAAAAUUAGAGUUUUAGCCCAGUAGCAAAUAAUAGAAGUUAAUGUAGAUUAUUGAGAUGAAAUUAUAAUUUUAAUGGAAAAAUGAUAUUGAAAAUAUUU
Molecule: messenger RNA, 1051 nt
Organism: Abrus precatorius (Indian licorice)
Lineage: Eukaryota; Viridiplantae; Streptophyta; Magnoliopsida; Fabales; Fabaceae
Product: 50S ribosomal protein L18
Exons: 2
Coding region: 88-666 (192 amino acids)
Biological process (GO): translation
Cellular component (GO): ribosome
Molecular function (GO): 5S rRNA binding; structural constituent of ribosome
Source: RefSeq, a predicted model, not a curated record